Molecule: messenger RNA, 1785 nt
Organism: Colletotrichum orchidophilum
Lineage: Eukaryota; Fungi; Ascomycota; Sordariomycetes; Glomerellales; Glomerellaceae
Exons: 3
Coding region: 1-1785 (594 amino acids)
Biological process (GO): transport
Molecular function (GO): transporter activity
Source: RefSeq, a predicted model, not a curated record
AUGAAUCUAACGUGUAAUUCAACGCUCGAUGAGCUGAGGAUCCUCCCCGGCUCCGAGAUCCUCAUUGCAGGCCCUCUGACCUUCCACGACCUCGCCCUCAUCAUCGCCGGCUCCUGCACCAUCAUCGCAAUCUGCCUCUCCUUUUAUCUCGUCUUCAUGCACUCCAUCAACUAUACCAAACCUCGAGAGCAGCGCCAGAUCAUCCGCAUCCUCUUCAUGGUCCCCAUCUACGCCGCCUCCUCUUUCCUCCAACUUUGGUACUACUGGCACGCCGUCUACUUCCAGCUCAUAAGCGACUGCUACGAGGCUUUCGCCAUCGCCUCCUUCUUCUCCCUCCUGUGCCACUACCUCGCCCCGGAUGUCCACACCCAAAAGGAAUACUUUCGAAAUCUUUACCCCAUCAAGCCGUGGGUCUGGCCCCUCAACUGGUUUGCAAAGUGCUGUGGAGGAGAAAGGGGGCCCUGGCGCAUACCCAAGAGCGGCUUGACCUGGUUCAAUGUCAUCUGGGUUGGUGUCUAUCACUACGUCUUUAUCCGUGUCGCCAUGACUGUCACAGCUGUUGUCACGCAAUAUUUCCACCGCUACUGUGAAAGCUCCAACAACCCCGUCUUUGCUCAUAUCUGGGUCAUCUCUAUUAACUGUGUGGCCGUCACGAUUGCCAUGUACUCUGUUAUUCAGUUUUACGUCCAAAUGAGGGAACCCCUCAAGGAACACUCGCCUUUCCUCAAGGUCCUUGCCAUUAAGCUAGUCGUCUUCUUCUCCUUCUGGCAGGUCACUUGCAUUUCCCUCGCCACAUCCACGCUCGACCUCGUCCACCCAAAUGAAGUCCUCGCCUACCCGGACAUCAAAGUCGGCAUUCCCGCCCUUCUCCUGUGUAUCGAAAUGGCCCUGUUUGCCGCCCUACAUCUCUGGGCCUUCCCCUAUACCCCUUACGUCCCAGGCGCCAAAACCACGUACUACCCAUCCGCCGACUCUCGAGACAGCAACCCUCCCCUCCGUGAAAAUGUGCACACGGCCCCCAGCGGUGGUUGGAUGGGUCUCAAGGCUGUCGGAGAUGCCCUCAACCUGUGGGAUUUUGUCAAGGCCUUUGGUCGUGGUAUGCGCUGGCUCUUCUGCGGUGUGAAGCGUCGCCACGAGGACCCCAGCUACAAGACCGCCGCCAACCUCGACAUGGACGACCUCGACAAGGGCGGAGACACCGCGUACCAUCCCGCCGGUAUCAAGAGCACCGACCACCUUCCAAUCGCUACAGAAUUCCGCCGCAGCACAUAUCUGCAGCCCUCGAGGCCACCUCCCCGACCCCAGCGCCGCGGCAACGAGAGCGAUAGCCUCAUCGCCCACGCUCAGCCGAACCCCUCGCAGAUGUCUCCGCCCCGCCGCCCUGCGCGUCCGCACUCCCCGCUGUCGCCGAUCUCGCCGUACCAGGAUCAGAGCUUCCAGCAGACGGGCAUGGCACCCGUGCAUCACGUACAACCGGGGCCCAGCGCCGCCGAAUGGAGCAGAACGGGCCCGGCGGCGGCAGCAGCAGCAGCCAAUCCAGGAGUCGCAGGUCCGCGCGACUUGACGCAGCAGAGGAUCGGGGAAGCGCUCUGGGGACCACCGCAAGGCCCAGCGGCCGCCUCCAUCAUACCGGAGAGUCCAGUGCUUGGAUCGCCGAUGAACGGCGCCCACGGACAACCAACGUACCAGCACCAGGCGUUUGGCAAUCAACAGCAACCGCACGGCAACCACCCUUACGGAAACCAGACGCACGAGCAGCAGUCGGAACCUGGUCAGGCUUUUUAA